AUGAACGGCGAAACAGUGGUGGCUCCAGCCCUCUCGACAACCCAAGCGGAAGAAACUUUUAAUCUCGGUCGAGUUACUGACACCGUGAAAGACAGACACAGUUAUUUAGGCUGUAAUCCCACCACACACGAAGACCUGGUGGUCCAUCUGCGAAACCAUUAUAGGGUAGAUGACAUCGUGAGGUUCUUGAAUGAGAAUAAGCACUUCAAUAAAAUAACAUUGCAGUUCCCUGAUAGUUUGGUUCAAGAUGCCGCAAUUAUAGCCCAAUUACUCCAGCAAAACAUCCUCGACCACUCUGCGGGUGAAAGUGCUAACUCAAAAUUGAAAUCAGCAUGCAAAAGCGGCGAUCAGGCGUCGGGCUGUUGCCAAAAGAGUUCUGACGAAGGAUUGCAAUCGGAAAAUCGAGCCAGGCGGGUUUGGAUUCUCGCAGAUACAGCAUACAGUGCGUGCUGCGUAGAUGAGGUGGCUUCAGAACACGUCAAUGGCGACUUGGUGAUUCAUUUUGGUGAUGCCUGUCUCAAUGCAGUUCAAAAGCUGCCUGUUCUUUACUGCUUCGGAAAUCCAUAUCUAGAUUUGGAGGCUACCGCUGUCCAAUUCCAAAAAGAGUAUUCUGACCUUAAUGAAAAAGUGGUCUUGAUGGCGAAUGCUCCUUAUUCGUGCCAUUUGAAAGCUUUGCAUGAGAAUCUGAGGUCAUUGGGCUAUUCCAACGUUUUAUUCAGCAAUAUCAACAAAGACUAUGCGGGUCCCAAUGCAUCUUUUGUUGGCCUCCAAAGCCACGAAAGUUCCAGCAAUGCCCCAGUAGUUGAGAAUAGGGUCAUACUUGGACUCGAUGAAAUCAGCGGCAUUAGUUCAGAGGAGUUUCAGAGUGAUUACAGUUUAUUCCAUAUAACAAUCCCAGAAGAUCCAAGACUACUGUUUUUGACAACCAAGUUCAAGUCUUUGAAGGUUUACGAUCCCGUGGAUAACACCGUAUCGGGAGGGCCCUUUCCCUCCAUGAUGAAACGCUAUAAAUUCAUGCAUGAGGCCAGAACAGCAGGUACAAUAGGGAUUCUAGUUAACACCUUAUCACUCAGGAACACUAAUGAAACUAUCAAACGCGUAGCGAAACUCAUAAAGGAAAAUGGGAAGAAGCACUACAUGUUUGUUGUUGGUAAACCAAAUGUUGCCAAACUAGCGAAUUUCGAGGCUAUUGACGUCUGGUGUAUCCUUGGGUGUGGCCAAAGUGGUAUCAUAGUGGAUCAAUUUAACGAGUUUUUGAAACCCAUCAUCACCCCAUAUGAACUGACCCUUGCAUUAAAUCCUGAAGUUACCUGGACAGGGCAGUGGCUUGUGGAUUUCAAACAAGUUUUGCAGGAAAUAGAAAACGAGGAUGAUGAUGAUGACGAUGAUGAUGAUAGGGGAGAAGAAGGAAAAGGAGAAGGAGAGAGUGAAAGAAAUGAUACGCCUUUGGCAGAGCACAACAACGAUAAUUUCGAGAGUGAAGCGCCAGAAUUCAACGCUGUAAGUGGGCGUUACGUCAACAACUCCAGACCGCUACGUAAUUUGGUACAUGUGAAUAUUCAAAGUCCUGAGGAACCAAAAUCAACGAAAUCCAACCAAUUGGUCGAGAAAUUCUCUGGGGCGGUCACGAUCGGUAACACUUUUUCUACUUCGGCUAGCUAUCUUCAACAGAGACAGUGGACUGGUUUGGGGAGUGAUUUCACGCCAGAAAAUUAUGAGGAGGAAGGCGCUACGUUAGAAGAAGGUGGGAGCGGUAUUGCAAGUCAAUAUCAGUUUGAUAAACAGAAUAAAAAUUGA
Molecule: messenger RNA, 1797 nt
Organism: Lachancea dasiensis
Lineage: Eukaryota; Fungi; Ascomycota; Saccharomycetes; Saccharomycetales; Saccharomycetaceae
Source: the annotation of a GenBank genome assembly